UCGCUCUCACAUUCACACACUGGUGGAGGCAAGCUACAGUUGUAGCCACAGCUGCCCUGGGGAAGACUGACAGAAGUGGGGCUGCCAUAUCACGCCAUCGGCCCUUCUGGCCAACACCAAUAGGCGGUAGGUGAAGUGUCUUGUCCAAGGACACAAUGACAGAUAUUUAAGAUCCAAGGCAAUACGAAACAGGUGCUGGUAACAAUGGCUCUCCAACAGUUCGUGUGCAGUUUCACAUUGGUGAUCAUCUUCUUAUGCAAAGAAUGUGGGAGCAAGCCUGGGAACAGCAGCAGCAUUAUCACAGGUCAAGAUGCAACACCAGGAAGUUGGCCCUCGUAUGCUGCUAUAGUUAUAGUUGGAUUUCAGUUUGGAGGGUCUCUGAUCAACGACCAGUGGGUGCUGACAGCUGCGUCCUUCAUUCCACUUGACACACUAACAGAGUGGGUUCCAACUGUGUAUCUGGGAGGUUACAACCUGUCAGGUUCAAACCCAAAUCAAGUGAAUCGAACAGUGGAAAACAUCAUCUGCCAUCCUGAAUUCGACUUCACAACUCUUGAGAACGACAUAUGUCUUCUGAAGCUGUCAGCUCCUGUGAAUUUCACAGACUACAUUCAGCCGAUCUACUUACCCUCAGAAAACAGAACUUUCAACAACGAGCGCAGCAGCUGGAUUAUCGGUUUGGUUUAUAAUAGUGAUGGUACUUUCACCAAAACCCUGCAGGAGGCAAAAGUACCAAUAGUGGAAAACAAUGAGUGCAAAGGCAUCUUUCAAGGGAGCUAUCCCAAGAUUACAGAGAACAUGAUCUGUGCUGGAGACAACGAUUCAUGUUUGUUUACGUAUGGGGCGCCACUCAUGACCAAAAGUGAAUCAGUCUGGCUCCAGAGUGGAGUUUUGAGUGUCAGUGCAUGCGGUGCAUUUCCUUCAGUCUUCACUCGUGUGUCCCCAUACCAGAAAUGGAUCAGUGACACAGUUACAGGGACAGCACCAAGGUUUGUCACCUUCACCUCCCCAGACAAUUCAACAUCACCAACAACCACUGCUCCAAAGAUGUGACAGUGUGUCUCGCUGUGGUGAAAACCUGAUCCACUUCACUCACUUCACUGAAGUCUGUGUUCUUGUUGUGUUGCUCCACGUGUUUGCUGGAACUGUUGGGAAGUAGAUCAACACAUUUACUCAAGUUGUUUCCAUACAAACAUGAAGUACUUUACCUGACAUUUUAUAACUUCAAGAUGAACACUAGCCUUUGAUUCUACUAUAUUUGGGCCAACAGUUUUGUUUUUCUUUAGCAACUUUAUCAUUUUAAUCUGGAUUUUCUUUUCUAUAUGUCUAUCUGGAUUUGCUAUACUUUCUUUAAAAUAUUUUAGUUACCUAAUCAUUGUCAUUAAGAAAUCAAUCCUUUCUUAAAUAAUAU
This is a messenger RNA of Oreochromis niloticus (Nile tilapia), 1411 nucleotides long. Its product is annotated as serine protease 48-like. The coding region runs from base 205 to 1053 and encodes 282 amino acids. Lineage: Eukaryota; Metazoa; Chordata; Actinopteri; Cichliformes; Cichlidae. Gene Ontology annotation, molecular function: serine-type endopeptidase activity. The record is from RefSeq and is a predicted model, not a curated record. The transcript is spliced from 5 exons. Gene Ontology annotation, biological process: proteolysis.